Messenger RNA from Temnothorax curvispinosus, 4009 nucleotides. RefSeq names its product protein croquemort-like. The coding region runs from base 302 to 1888 and encodes 528 amino acids. Gene Ontology annotation, cellular component: membrane; cytoplasm. Lineage: Eukaryota; Metazoa; Arthropoda; Insecta; Hymenoptera; Formicidae. The transcript has 9 exons. The record is from RefSeq and is a predicted model, not a curated record. Gene Ontology annotation, molecular function: scavenger receptor activity.
GGCCCGUUCGUCAUCAUCGAUAUUCUCGAUUAGUGACUAGACUUUGUGCCUAACAGUUAUUUAAUUGUAACACACGGAUAAGCAUCCACGCCGGAGAGAUACACGGAAAUAAUAUUUUGAUUUCGAGAAACGGCGACUUUCUAUUCUAUUUUUUGUGACCAUUAGUGUGUGAAAGUAAGUUUUAAGUAACUCGAGGAUCGCGCCUGAAACGUGCAACUAAUUUCUCGGUGGAGAGGAAGGCAGCCCGCUGUAUAUUUUACUUCUUCCUCGGAUUCUUUGAGACAUCCGAGGGAGUAGAAAAAUGGCUGAGAUCGAAAUGUCAGUCCCAAAGGAGCCCUCUCCUAAAACGCGCAUGUAUGCAACUUCUACGGAGACGUCAGUGCGACCUUUAGUUCCCGUAAAAAUGGCGCGAUCCUACAAAAAAGUUCUCAUCGUCUCAAUCGUCGGUUUGGUGAUUACGCUUCUUGGCAUAAUCGUAGGAGCACUCUGGGUCACUAUGCUAUAUGACUUGACAUUUGCAAAGCUAUUGACGUUAACGUCAGAGUCUCUCACUUUUAAUUUCUGGGUGAAGACUCCUAUUCCGAUGUACUUCAAAUUCUACAUGUUCAAUUGGACUAAUGCGCAGGAGUACUUUCAGACUAAGUCAGUGAAACCACAUUUUCAGGAAUUGGGGCCUUACGUUUUUCGAGAAGUCGAUACUAAGGUACGCCGCGAAUGGAAUUACGACAAUGGAACUGUCACGUUUCAAAGGAGGAAGACUUGGGUCUUUGAAGAGUCCCUGUCCAAUGGGAGUCUAACUGACGAGAUUACCAACUUAAAUCCAAUAGCUGCGACGGUCGCGUCUUCGAUAAAACAUAAGUCUCCGUUUAUACGUAAGAUGGUAGACGGGGUUAUGGUGCGUUUAGGGGAGAAGUUAGUAUUUACUAAAAGCGUGAACACGCUGUUAUUCAAAGGGUUCAAUGACACGUUGUUGGACAUCGCGCGAAAGAUGAAAGUGACCAAUUUACCGGAUUCUAAAUUCGCCUGGUUCUACGGGAGAAACGAGUCGGAUAGCUACGACGGCACAUUCAACAUGUUAACCGGUACAACCAACUUGUAUGAUAUGGGAAUGCUAAAAGAGUGGAAUUACAGUAAUCGGACGAAUAAUUACGAGGGUUCGUGUGGUAGGAUACGUGGAUCGUUGGGGGACUUUUGGCCACCUGAAAUACAUAAUACAACAGUAUCUAUAUUUGUCCCUGAUAUUUGCACGUCUAUGGAUUUGUCAAUUCACGAAAAUACAACGAAAUAUGAAGGUCUAACAGGAAAUAAGUACAUCGGAACGAAAGAUAUGCUCGAUAAUGGUAAAAAUGUACCCUCGAGACAAUGUUAUUGUCCCCAUGGGGAUUGUGGACCUAGCGGAACGUUAAAUAUUUCAUCUUGCAAAUUUGGAGCGCCGGCUUUCGUUAGUAUGCCGCACUUUUAUCUAGCAGACCCGGGCUACAGGGAGAACAUAACGGGGAUGUCGCCGAAUGAGCAAAAACACGAACUAUCGAUCGUCCUGGAACCGACCACAGGUAUUCCACUCUUAGUUAAGGCUGCCCUGCAGUUAAAUAUAUUGCUUGAACCAGUGGAAUAUAUGAGCAUGUUCGAGAAUAUAAACAUGACUUACAUCCCGAUGCUGUGGUUUACUCAAGAGGCUAAUAUAACUGCCGAUUACGCGAAACAAGUUCAGUUACUUUUAAUUCUUCCGUCAUUAGGUACUGUGACCUUUUUUGGUAUAGGGGGAAUCGGAAUUCUAAUAUUCUUUAUCGGACUCUUCGUUUAUGUGCGACAAAGAUGGAGAGGAGAGGAGACUCAAGUAUUAAUAUCCAAAUACGAUGGCGAUGUUAGAACAAGAAACGAAAUGUAGUUUAUUGCUUCUUCUUACCCGCGUGAUUAUUAUAAGUCAGACGCCAAGAUUUAAAUUUGUUUUCUCAUACAUUCACAUUAUUUCUUGUAUACGUCAUGACUAAAACGCAAGAAGUUAUUUAUUCUUUCCGUUAAUUUAAUACAGCAUAUCGAAAUUUGCAUUCAAACAGGUUGACAAUCUUCCGUGCAAAGCGAGAUUUAUCACGUCCAUAAAAAUAUUGCGUAACUUUACAUUGUUGUGAAAAAUAACAUUAAUAAAAAUAACAUUCCAUAUUUUUAUUGGCGCCGGACUUAUAUUAAUUGUGCCUUCUUACGUGCCAUGGAUAGAGCUAAAAAUAUUUUUACUUCCUUUAUAUUUUACUUUACGUCAUUUACUUCCUUUAUGUGUAUUCAAGCUUCCUUCUUUAAUUUCGGAUAUAAUUAUAGAGCAGAGAUAAGACUGUAUUAAUGUCUUAUAAAUAUUUGAAACAAUUAAUGUACCAUAAGGGUACUAGAAAGUGCCUACUUAAGCUAGUAUAGCUAUAGAUUUUCAAUAAGUAAUAGUUCACAUUGUCAAUAACAUGUUAAAAUGAAAAUUUAUUCCUAUAUUUGUCAAGAUGUGAAACGAAUGUAGCUUUUAUAUUACCAAUAUAAAAUCUAUGAAAUAUUUGUGCGGCGGAACAAUCUUCGAGCAUAACUGAAACAUCGUUUUCAUCAGUUAUAUGUGAAAGCGCAAUUAGAGAAAAUCUAUUAUUGGCAUUUUAUCAUCGAUAUAAAUGUAUAUUACAGCGAAAAUGUAUGAAUUAUAUUAUUUUAUAUAUAUUAUUUUAAUAUUAUAUAUUAUUGUCAUAUUCUUCAUAUAUAGAGGAAUCUAUUAGUUGUUUCAUAGAACAAGUUUUAGAUAUUUGUUACUUUGUCAACAUAUGUAAGGUAUAUUAUUUUGUCUACUGUGUUUUCUACUUGCGAUAAACUAAUAAUUACCAUUCUAAAAUUCAUAUCGUUAAUAUUUCUGUCAGACGUACGUAAUUACGAGAGUUAUAUUUCUUUCGAGAUAUAGCUUAGAACAAUUGGGAGAAUAUUUUUGAAUUUUAUCAUUUUUAAUUACUAUCUUCAACUCGCGAACGGAAAACUGCGAAAUUCAGUUUUUUUGCGAUUUCAAGAUAUAACGAUAGAUAAUGUAUAAGCGUAUAUACAAGCAAUAUACCUAUUUUAACAUGAAGAAAAAUGAUUAGAAGAAUAUCUUAGUUUUAAAAUUGAUUAAAUUUCAGCAAUUUAGAAAAAUAUGAUGAGAUCUCGCAGCUACACGAAUAAAAAAUAUUAUAGCAAAAAACUUCAUUUUGAGCAAUUAUACCGCAUCAGGUCUUGAAAAAAUGAUAAUCUUCGAAUCCCAAUGAUUUUCUUCCAAAUCAACGUUUUCUCUAUUACGCAUGAAAUAACACACGGAUAUGCGUGUAUGUAUGCAAGAGGAAAUAUUAUCAUAAAACAUUCAAAGCCGUAGGGAGUAAUAAGCGCUAUGAUUUUAAUCAUAUCGUCUAAUUUCCUCGACAGUAAUUCAUUACGAUUGUAGAUUCGGUUAAAAUUUAGCGAAAUGCAAAUAAUAAUUCGUAUAUAGCAAAUACAGAACGCUCGAAUAUGUGCGUAAUUUGCAAUAAAGUAAAUGCGGCGUUAAAUGAUGCAUCAUGUGCAGCGAGACUUAUUAUACGAUUGCGAUUAUUUUUAUUAAUAAUAAAAUAAUUUUAACAUCUUUUAUAAAUUACGUUUGCUAUAUCGUUUCGCGCUAAUAACACGCGAUAACGAUUAAAUUAAAUAUUGCAGUCGGAUAUCGAAGCUUUAGAAAGUACGUUGAAGAGCAAUAGAAUAAUAGAAAUAUCGCAUGACGUGAAAUUAUCGAAGGAUCGAUUCGGAUGAAAGUUUCAGAGAAAAACAACCCUAUCAAUAACUCGAGAUCAAUUCGCUUGACACUCGUACGUUCGUUUCACUUUAUAUUGAUUUUCGCGGCUUCAGAUGUAACAAAACGUGCUGCAUUCUUACACGAUCGAGCUUUAACACCUGUUGUUGCCCUAAAUAUCUGUGAUAUAUUCAAUGGAGAAGAUGUAUUUGUGCGCGAAAAUGUGAAGAAAUAUAAAAACUGUUUUACCGAAAA